AUGAGCAGAGCCAUUACUAGAGCCCAAUUGGAUAAGGUCGUGCGUAGCAUCACCAAGUUCUAUCCUCAAAAGUACGCAGACAAGAGCUGGGAUAACACCGGUCUUCUCAUCGACUGUUCUACUGCACAAGCCACCGGUGCCAAUGCAAACUCCAAGGCGAAGAUCCUCCUGACUGUGGACCUUACCAAGUCAGUGGCCCAAGAAGCUAUGGAUACUGACUGCAACGUGAUCAUUGCCUAUCACCCCUUCAUUUUCCCCAGUUGGAACAGGCUGAACCCACUUACAAAUCCACAGCACGAAACUGCCAUCAAGCUGAUUCAAAACGGUAUAUCCGUAUACUGUCCUCACACCGCUGUCGAUGCAGCCCGUGGUGGUGUUAAUGACUGGUUAGUCAAGGGUCUAAACGGCGGAGAGGACGUCUCCAAGUCUUAUGCCUUGGAAACCGUAAGCGGCGAAAACGACGACUUGGUCGGCUACGGUAGAUUCGUAGAGUUCAAUAAAGAUGUUUCGUUGAAGCAGGUCAUCGAGAAUGUCAAACGUGCCUUGCGGAUUCCUUACGUACAAGUGGCAUCUGCUGCCACGCCCUCCGCAUGGGGCCGUAUUAUGAUCAAGAAAGCUGCCGUUUGCGCCGGGAGCGGUUCUGGUGUGUUCAAGGAACUGAGGGAGGACGUGGAUCUCUACUACACAGGUGAGAUGUCUCACCACGAAGUGCUGAAGUUGAAAGAAAUGGGCAAAACCGUUAUUGUCUGCAACCACUCCAACACUGAGCGUGGAUUCCUACAAGACGUCAUGCAGGGAUUGCUGCAGGAUGACGGCCACAAUGUGGUCGUCAGCGAGCACGACCAUGACCCCUUGACUGUUGUAUAA
This is a messenger RNA of Saccharomyces eubayanus, 867 nucleotides long. RefSeq lists its product as uncharacterized. The transcript has a single exon. Gene Ontology annotation, cellular component: mitochondrion; cytoplasm. Bases 1 to 867 code for a protein of 288 amino acids. NCBI's taxonomy places the organism in Eukaryota, Fungi, Ascomycota, Saccharomycetes, Saccharomycetales, Saccharomycetaceae. The record is from RefSeq and is a predicted model, not a curated record.